Messenger RNA from Naegleria fowleri, 2454 nucleotides. RefSeq lists its product as uncharacterized. The coding region runs from base 1 to 2454 and encodes 817 amino acids. The transcript is spliced from 3 exons. Gene Ontology annotation, molecular function: voltage-gated chloride channel activity. The record is from RefSeq and is a predicted model, not a curated record. NCBI's taxonomy places the organism in Eukaryota, Heterolobosea, Eutetramitea, Acrasida, Naegleriidae. Gene Ontology annotation, cellular component: membrane. Gene Ontology annotation, biological process: chloride transport; transmembrane transport.
AUGAUUGGGACAUCCUCUCAACAACAACAACAACAACACCGACGAGUAACUUCUCCUUCCUCCUCCACGACGUCUGGUGGUGGUUCUCUUUCUCCACCAACGACUCUCGAGCUCCAUCAAGAGGAAGAUUCAUUUGCCAAGCUAGAUCAGGACCAAGAUGAUGAGAAGAACUACAAUUCCUAUUCAAACGGAGGAAUGACAGAGAAUGACCAUCAUCAUCAUCAUCAUUUUAAUAUUCAUACCAAUAAUCACGAAUACAGUGAAGAAAUGAUGGAUAUAGGCACAAUAACAAAUUUAAAUCUUCAACACAGAAAAGGCUACACUACCCAGGAGGAAGACAUGGAUGCCGCUACCAUGAUGAUGACCACUCACCAUGAAGCACCUAUUCUUCGGAUGAACGAAGGCUCAACCACAUCAUCAUUGAAUGAUGACACGACACCAACUCCCCUCACCACAAUGGCAUCCUUGAGCCAUAUUCCAAUGCUAGAACUCUUUUGCAAAAAAAAGUAUUCAGCAGAAUUGGAGAAGAAACAAUUGUCAACCAAGAAACAUACUCAUUAUAUUUAUACGUAUUUAACAUUGCUUGGAUUUUUGGGAGGAUUAAUCUCUUUCUCGCAUGACAUUAUAGUGAGAUAUUUAGUAUUAGGAAAGAAUUCAUUGAUUAAUUUAUGGGAUCCAGAGAAGGAUUAUAGUUUGAGAAUGUUCAUUUGGAUUGUUUAUAAUUUAAGUUUUGUUUCUUUUGCUAUUGUGUUAACUGCUCUAUUUGCACCAGCAGCUGAAGGAAGUGGUUUGGCAGGUAUUAAAGCAAUUUUGAAUGGAGUGAGAGGAUUGAAAGACGUGUUAAGUUUAAAGACAAUGAUUGUGAAAUUGUUAUGUUUGCCAGCUGUGUUAACUGCUGGUUUAUACGUUGGUAAGAUGGGUCCUAGUAUGCAUAUUAUCACAUGUCUUGCCAACAAUUUGCUCAAACUCAAAAUAUUUGAAUCCAUUAGAAAAACAAAAACCUUAAAACAGGAAAUGAUUGUCUGUGGAUUGGUCGUUGGUUGUGCAGCUAAUGACGGUGCCAUUAUUGGAGGAGUACUCUUUGGAGCAGAACUAGUCGGAACGUAUUAUUCACUAAGAAGUUAUUUCAAGAGUUUCUAUGCCGCUUUUAUUGCGUGCAUGACCUCUCGUCUUCUUCACAGUUUGGUAAAUCAAAAUAUCAAACCAUUUUUCACAUGGAAUAUCAAGCUCGUACCACCAGCCUAUACUCUCCCUGAAUUGGCAUUUAUGAUUGUUUUGGCAUUUGUGAUGGCAUUCAUUGGAGUUGGUGUUAACUAUGCAAAUGAAAUGCUUCUCGUAUUGAGAGAUAAAUAUGGAAAGAAACAUUUAGGAUUCUUUGAUUUUGGAAAGUACUCUAAAAGCAAGCUCCUUAUUCUAUUGGAAAACAGAAUUAUUUACACAUGGGUGAUUGCUUUAAUAACAAGCAUAGUAAUGUUCCCUCAAUUUAUUGGAAAAUUUAUGAGCAUGGGAGGAGUUCCUGUUUUUGAAGAAUUGUUAAUGACAAAACCAUUGACAACGGUGAAUGGAGCCAAAGGAGAAUGGACUCAAGGAAAUCUCUCAGAAAUAUUUAUUACUAUUUCUAUUCUCUUAACUAUUCGUUACAUUGUUGCCAUUUUGACACUUGUGGUUCCAGUAGCAGGAGGAAGUUAUUUGCAAUUGCUAGUCACUGGAGCUUCUUUUGGAAGAUUGGUUGGAGAAGGUUUAGCAAAUAUUUUCCCAGAUGGAUUUGCACCUAACCAUCCAAUUAUUCCAGCAAGUUAUGGCCUCGUUGCAGCAGCUGCUUUGACAAGUUCACAAACACAAGCUUUCAGUUCAGUAUUUAUUUUAUUGGAAUUGACAGGAAAUGGAGUACAUUUACCUUCACUGGUGGCAUCAUAUAUUGGAGUAGCUAUUUCUCGAUGGCUCGCAUACAGUGCCUAUGACGUUGUCAUCAAGUACAGAAAGUGGCCUGCUGUUUUGGAAUCGUUCACAGACUCAGAUGAUAUUAAGGUAAAAUACAUCAUGCAAUAUGUGGAUAGUAUUCCAAUUAUUGAGGAAGUGACCUCUGUUCAAAAGAUUGAUCAAAUUCUCAAAACAUCAACUCUACCAAAAACAAUUCCUGUUGUGAACAAUUUGGAUGAUUUAUUAUUGGUGGGUUGUGUGAAUACGAAAAAGUUACAGGAUUAUUAUGAAUCAAAAUUGAAACCACUCCUUGAAAAAGAUCCUCACUGUGACGAAUUAGUUCAAAUCGAAAAAGAUACUUGUCCUGUAACCAUCUCGAUUGAUACUCCAUUGGUGUUGGCUCACUUGAUUUUCUCCAAGUUAGGAUUUGAUGACGUGUUUGUCGUGUGGAGAGGACGAUUGACUGGACAAGUUCAAAAAUCAUCCAUUAUUGCAGAACUCACAGAAAAACAAACUGGUUCUAUUGAUGCUUAA